GAAUGAUGAACGUAGUAGCGCAACACAAAAACUGAAUGCAUCAUCACUGUCAACAACACUCCCACCAGCAUUAAAGGCUCUCAACUCCCCCCACCCUUUCUUCACCACUCUCUCCCCGUUCCAAUCUCAACACUCUCGAGAUCUCUCUCAUCUUCUCUUUCUCUCUCUAGCUCUCCGCAUGCGCAUCGGUUACUCUGCCUAGAUCUUCCACCGCAUUUCAUGGAUCCGGAAUCGGAGCCUCCUGCAUUGUCUUCUCUCUCCUAGGGUUUCGCGCUUCCGUCUAUGCGCCCUCUCUCUUCCUCCUCCGCCUGCUGCGGUCUCCGCCAUGACCGCCGCCGGAAUUUCUCCUGACGAUGCUCUUCGCCGCUCUCGCCUUCCACCAGAGAGAAUGCCGCUCUCGCGCUUCUUCCUCCUUGCUUUUCUCAACUUGCUUUUCUCUUCCCAAGUGAAGUCGUUUUCUCUAGGUUUGUCAUUUGCUUCAUCAGAACAAGCUAAAAUAUGGUUGCUUAAACCUUCUUCUGGACCAUCUUCUGCACCAGUGCCAUCUCCAUCUUAUCAAGGUCAUCAUGUGACUCCAAGACCAAGACAUCAUUAUCAUCACCAUCGGCGUCACAACAUGAGACCUCAUGUAGUGGCUCCACCCCCUUCAAAAGACCAAGCGUGUGGCCAAAUCUGUACUGAUCCGCUCACAUCAACUCCCUUUGGUUCACCUUGUGGUUGUGUAUUUCCCAUGAAAGUCAGACUUACACUGGAUGUAGCUCCUUUUGCUGUUUUUCCAGUAAUGACUGAGUUAGAGAAUGAAAUUGCAUUAGGCACAUAUUUAGAGCAGAGUCAGGUGAAGAUAAUGGGUGCAACAGCUGACAGUCAAAAUCAGGAAAGAACUAUUGUUGAUAUUAACUUGGUUCCGCUGGGAGAGAAAUUUGACAAUACAACUGCAGCUCUGACCUAUGAGAGGUUUUGGCACAAGAAAGUUCCUCUAAAUAGGAGUCUUUUUGGCGAUUAUGCUGUUGUCUAUAUUAUUUAUCCAGGAAUGCCAUCAUCGCCACCAUAUGGAUCCUUAACUGGGAGCGGUCCCAGUCAAAGUGUUGAUGGUAUUCUGCCAGUCAGUGCCAAUUUUGUCAGCAAGAACCAGAAAAUGAGUCUAAGGACCAUAAUCAUCAUUGGUUUAUCUUCCUUUGUACUCUUGCUGGUUUUGGUGGGAGCAUUUUCAAUUAUUUUGAAAUGGAGGAAGACUAGGAGACCAUCAAGUGCUGUUGGCCCUGCAUUCACAUCAUCCCUAAACAAGAGAUCUGGCUUGGGGUCUAUGUUGUCAAGCAGUAUUGCAAGUUCAACAUCAGUGUCACUUAUGUCCACAAUGGCUACUUCCAUUCUCUCUGCUAAAACAUUUUCACUUUCUGAGCUUGAGAAAGCAACAGAUAAGUUUAAUUCAAAGAGAGUACUAGGUGAAGGAGGAUUUGGACGUGUUUAUAGUGGGACAUUGGAAGAUGGAGCUGAAGUUGCAGUUAAGCUGCUAACAAGGGAUAAUCAAAAUGGAGACCGUGAGUUUAUUGCAGAGGUUGAGAUGCUAAGCCGUUUGCAUCACCGUAAUCUAGUGAAACUGAUUGGUAUAUGCAUUGAAGGGCGCAGGCGUUGCUUGGUAUAUGAGCUUGUUCGCAAUGGCAGUGUUGAGUCCCAUUUACAUGGUGAUGACAAAAUUAAGGGAAUGCUGGAUUGGGAAGCACGGAUGAAAAUUGCCCUAGGAGCUGCGAGAGGAUUAGCAUAUCUUCACGAGGAUUCCAAUCCCCGAGUAAUUCAUCGAGACUUUAAAGCUAGCAAUGUGUUACUAGAAGAUGACUUUACUCCCAAAGUUUCUGAUUUUGGCUUGGCAAGAGAAGCAACUGAAGGAAGUAAUCAUAUUUCAACACGGGUGAUGGGAACUUUUGGGUAUGUUGCUCCAGAAUAUGCAAUGACAGGGCAUUUGCUCGUCAAAAGUGAUGUUUAUAGUUAUGGUGUUGUGCUGCUUGAACUUCUCACAGGCAGAAAGCCAGUGGAUAUGUCUCAACCUCAGGGACAGGAGAAUCUUGUAACUUGGGCACGACCACUAUUGACGAGUAGGGAAGGUCUAGAACAGCUGGUGGAUCCAUCUUUGGCCGGAAGUUACAACUUUGAUGACAUGGCAAAGGUUGCGGCUAUUGCCUCAAUGUGUGUUCACCCGGAGGUUACCCAGAGACCUUUUAUGGGUGAAGUUGUGCAGGCACUUAAGUUGAUAUACAAUGACACAGAUGAAACUUGUGGAGAUUGUUGUAGUCAGAAGGAUUCCUCUGCUCGGGAAUCUGAUUUUAGAGGUGACCUUGCCCCUUCUGAUAGCAGUUGGUGGAAUGCGGGAGGAGUAACCCCUCGAUUAACUUAUGGACAAGCAUCUUCCUUCAUCACUAUGGAAUACAGUUCUGGUCCACUUGAAGAAAUGGAUAACAGACCGUUUUCAACUUCAAGCUUGAUUGGAGAUGAAAUGUCUUUACCAAUUAAACAUGGGAAUAGAUCAGGUCCCUUGAGAACAGUCCGAAGCAAGCUGUCCUUACAUAGAUUUACAGGAAGUCGGAGUGAGCAUGGAGGACCUUCUUCCAAGCGCAAUUGGAAUGAUGGUUUCUGGGUUUAAGGCUUGGGUUUUUUUCCUAGUGUUUUUGAAAUGUACAGUUUCUAAAGGGAUCAGAACUAAUGAUUGAGUGACUGAUUUAGCUUAGGCAUCUGAAAUUUCUGCAGUUUUUAUGUUAUGGUUGAAGAGAUACAGGACGUUGACAAAUUUUGAAAUAUUGAUUCAUUAUACAAGGAGGAAGUGUAACUUGAACAGUGUUGUAAAUGCCUUGAAUUGUAUCUCGUGGCCUCAUUCCAUUUCCAUGUCUAUCAAAAAGAACGUGCCAUGUAGCCAAAAUAAGCUCCCUUUCACAAUUCCUCUACUGUAUUUUUACUUAGUAGCGGUAUUUGCAAAUCUAGUGUAAGCAGGUGUAUAAUGGGAAAAAUUGUAAUUUAAUAGUUGUCAUAGCCGUGCGUUUCCUUAUUUACUCAACCUUAUACCUUGUAAGAUUAAUAUAUUAGCUUCAUUUUAUACGACGGAUAUCACUUAGAAGUCGGGAAGAGAGGGAAGUGCAGAUUCAGUUUCAGUCACGAGAGCUUGGAUUUACUUUCUAUUGUCAAUUUGAGAUGGCAGUAUCCUACAGGCUAGUAGGCUACACUUACAGAUCAAAGUCAAUAGGUACGAAAAAUAUGAUAGAUUAGCGUGUAGUUACUAUUUAAGGGUCUUUCCCUUCUUUGCUUAUUCAAUUUGUAGUAAAAGCAUAUUUAAUGCAAGAAUUUAAUAUGGAUUCUUAACUCUGUUUUAGUGUUUUUAUUAUUAUUAUUAUUAUUUAUUUUUUACUUUUGUAAUAUUUAAGAACACAUACUAGUUUUCA
Messenger RNA from Cajanus cajan (pigeon pea), 3425 nucleotides. NCBI's taxonomy places the organism in Eukaryota, Viridiplantae, Streptophyta, Magnoliopsida, Fabales, Fabaceae. The record is from RefSeq and is a predicted model, not a curated record.